Molecule: messenger RNA, 3705 nt
Organism: Trichosporon asahii var. asahii CBS 2479
Lineage: Eukaryota; Fungi; Basidiomycota; Tremellomycetes; Trichosporonales; Trichosporonaceae
Exons: 1
Coding region: 1-3705 (1234 amino acids)
Source: RefSeq, a predicted model, not a curated record
AUGAACCAGUUCCGAAUGGAUCAUCACCAGCAGUCAAUCCCCUUCGGGGUCGACGACAGCUAUCGAUGGAGCAGCUUGGCCAGGGCUCCCGCUCGACUGCCUAACCAGAACAUCAACCGAUGGGCCGGCGCACCCAACGCCAACGACUGCCAGCGCCCUUGGGGUCCGUCCUCCGCCAUCGGUACGCAUCGUUCUCAUGCGGCCGACAAGCUAUCUAUCGGUUCUGGAUUACGCCCUGGUUCAGAUAGGAUCGCGCAGCUUCCCAGCGUCACGUCCGGCAAGUCGCAGCGUCUCGCACCACCUCUCUCCGUCCGAGUCCUCUCCGCUACGCACUCUGCAUCCUUGAUGUCUAGCCCCUGCACUCCUGACGUCGUUGGCGAGAGCUUCACUCCCGGAGGUCUCUUCGAUGACGCUGAUGACGAGUGGGACGGUCUCCCUAUCACCCCUGCCGAGCAGCAGGGUGACGCCAUGGCGACGCCCGAAUCUGAUGAAUGGCGCUCCGCUUCGUGCAUCUGUAGCGACAAGUCUUCCUCCGGCACCACCUUUGCUGGCAUGGCCACGCCUAGCGCAACGGCCUCUCUGGCGACCUCGACCUCUGAAGGCAACGCAAUCGGGUGGCCCCUUCACCGCUCGGUCGUCGCGGGUCAAGCUAAACACGUGCUGUCCGGUGAGCCCACGCAGAAGCUCGACCUUGCAUCAAGUAACGAUUGCGCCGUCACCCCUGAGAUCAUUUUGGGUAACGUGGGUAGUCAUGAGAAAGUGGAGGCUGAUGAGAAGCUUCAGACCGACCUUUCCAGCGUCGUGCCUGCAAUUUUCUGCCAGCCCACUACUGCUACCAGUGUCGACGCAGUUGAGGAUUGCGACGCGAUUGACGAGAUCAUAAUUGUGUCCACUCCACCUAUCGACCUGGAGGAGGAUGCGGCCGAGAUCUUGGAGGGCAAGCGAGUCGUCAUUGCCAGAGCGCAUGCAUGCGCACACGACCUUUGCGAUUGUGUCGGUGGUGGCAAUUCUGCGUCACCCACCGAGAUUUUUGGACGUGUUUCUCACCAUGACGUCAACCUUUGCCACUCCACCGGCUGUGACCAACAAUUCCAUCUCGAGACCUGUGACGCAGUCACACAUCGCCCGGGCGCCUGCAAUAUAUCAUCCGCAGCGUUCGACGAUUUCCCUGCUGAAUCCACCUUCCUCCCUGCCAACUUCUUCGAGGACGACGCCUCGGACACCGUGAACUCCGACUUGACUUCUCUAGUCAAUGUUCAGAAGCCCGCCUUGAAGAACUUCGGUCUGGCCGGCACCAGUGUCGGCCCGGUCCUUUCGAGCAACACGAGAAUGCACUUCUCUGCGCGCGAGGGCCUCCCUCCGUCCUCAGCUUGGCAGCUGGAUUACUCGAGCGGAUCUGCGGAUCCCAUUCCAGAGCUCGUCGACCUGUCCCCCGCUGCGGCCCAGCUGUUCAAGGUUCUUGACAUCGCCACCGAACCCUCCGACGAUGAGUCAUCAGUCUGCGGAAAGGACACGCGAUCUCUCCUCGCCUCCGAUGCGGCCCCCCUGGCCUCACCUGUCUCGUGGUCGUCUCAGACUUCCGAGGAUGGCCGUUGCCCGCCCUCCCUUUCCACGAUCCACUCUUUCAAGUCGGAGGAGCUCGUGGAGAACGCGGUAAAUCCUUCCAAGCAGCCAGCUACGUCCUCGAUAGCCGUCACUGCUGUCGAUGAGUCGCUCCUCUUCACCGACGCUUCCUUUGCCACUGGCUGUUCGGAACUGGCUGCUCCUCAGCCACGGCCCAUCCCCAAGUACCUAUCCUCUGUUACCGCUGGUAGCGACUUCCGCCACUUACUCGGCCACUGGCUUGCGUCGUACGUAAUUGGCCGUCUUGCUCAUCGCGAGGCGGUUGGUUCCGGCAACAUUGCCUCCGAGUGGACUCGUCAAGCAGUCUACGCACGGGAAACGGAGCGCACUCAGCAAGUUCCCAGCUCAAACUCCGAGUACACAUUCUACAGCCCCAGGCCGACCCCCCGAGCGGUCGACCGCACUUCAGGACGAUUCGCUGACGACCCCUACGAUGUGUUGAAGCGCCACGGCAUUGUCACCGCGGCUCCGAACAUGGCCUUCGUUCAGAUCGUCACAGAGUUCAUCGUUCGCCGCAGGAUCCCAGCUGAAACCAUCGUCGCAGCAGCGUGGUUUGUUGACAACCUGCCUGUGCAUGACGUUGAUGGAGACCUGGGAUUCUCCCUCCGCGGAGCGCUGUGCGUCUCCAAUGGUGAGCCGUUUGCAGUUGAGCGCCGCCUCGCCAUGAUCGCUCUUUAUCUGGCAGACAUGUCGAUCUCCGAUUUCAACUACAACCUCGCCAGCUGGUCCAACGCAUUUGGUGUGCCCAAGGCAAACGCUGUCUGCAUCGAGCGUGAGGCUCUGGCUAGCUUGGGUUACUCGGUGUCGAUCCCCAUCCAGUCCUGGCGUGAUCACUGCAAGAACGUUUACUCUCUCUUCACGCGAGCGACUUUCUUGCCGGGUGUGUCUACAUUGUCGCUGGGCACCAUGCACACGAUGGUUCAGACUGCCCGAGGUGUCGCUGAGGACGCCGCCGAGGAUGUGGAAAUCUUCCGUCGUCGUCAGAAGACCGAUCUUGACAACGACGCGAUCGCUUCCCUUCGUCGCUUUCAGUCACACAUCGACGUCUCCAAGAUGCCCAUGCAGGCUCCCCUCCCCACGUGCAACUCUGUCUACCACACCCCUGAUUCCGAUCAGGAGAAUGUUGCUCCGCCCCCUGCCCAGAAUGAUGAGGACGAGGAAGAGGAGGAAUUCGCCCCCUACGAUGGCGCACCUUCCUUCCCUGUUCCCAAGUUCCCCAAGCAAGUGGAGGCGCCGCCGCCUGGGUCUGCGCUCCCUACCCCGCCUUACGAUGGAGCCGACAGCUUCCCGGAGCCUGUUUUCGAGCACAAUGAUGGGCAGGACCACUUCCACAAGGUCACCCUGCUCGCCGAUCCUUCUCCCAAGGCUAAGGUUGCCGACUGGCUGCACCACGAUCAAGACGACGAUGAGGACGACAACUCGUACGAGGAAUACGACGGUGCUGCGCCAUUCCCGGACCCAGUGCCUCUCGAGCGUAAGGCGCCAAAGUACACAAUGUCCAUGCCCGUCGCCAUCUCCUCUUUGUCUCGUUCUCCCGUCCCCAACCACCAGGCGCACGUUCCCAAACGUGCGCGCUACGCGUCCUCACCCCGGCAUGUCCCUGUCGCGUCGUGGCCGUUGGACCCAAGUCUGCCCAGCCGGCCACCCACAACGCAGCAGCGCAUGUCAUACGCAACCCUCUCUCGUGGGUACUCGCCCUACUACCCUCAGGACCAGCAACUGCUCCGCAAGACUCUUUCUGCGCAACCUAAAUUUUUUUCUUCCGAGGCUCCUCACCACCUCACUCGGGAGCAGCUGCGAUCUCUGGCAGUGGAGCACCACCCACGCCCCGUUCGAGCGCCCUACAUUAACGGCGUCGCGAUCAACCACGGUCGCGUUGAUGCCUUGGAGGCAGCGAUCGAACACUCGACCAAGAACUUUGCUCAUGGAUACCCGACCGAUCACGGUCUGGCCUCAGAGGCUCUUCUCCCCACUUUAAUCACUGCUAUAAUCAAUGCGGCUGCGGAGCUCGAGCCUUUGAAAGAGGCCCCGGAGCCGGUCGCCCGACCCUCGACGCUUGCGUCGAUGACGACGGUGGCCUAA